UCUCUGCCAAAAACUCUCUGGAGUCUUACGCCUUCAACAUGAAGAACAGUGUGGAAGAUGAGAACCUGAAAGGAAAGAUCAGUGAGGACGACAAGAAGAAAGUUAUUGAGAAAUGUAACGAGGCUGUCAGCUGGCUAGAAAACAACCAGCUGGCUGAUAAGGAGGAGUAUGAACAUCAGCUGAAGGAGCUGGAGAAAGUCUGCAAUCCAAUCAUCACUAAACUGUAUCAGGGAGGGAUGCCAGCUGGAGGCUGUGGAACUCAGGCACGUGGAGCAUCAGGGGCCGGUGCUCAGGGGCCAACUAUUGAAGAGGUGGAUUAAAGUUAUGGACUUGUCACUUUGUAUUUCAUAUCUCACGUAACAAUUUGAUCAAGGAUUUUUUAUAUGAUAUUGCUGUUUUUAUAUUCCUGUUUUGUUAUUUAACCACAAGCCACUUUAAU
This is a messenger RNA of Sinocyclocheilus rhinocerous, 439 nucleotides long. RefSeq names its product heat shock 70 kDa protein-like. NCBI's taxonomy places the organism in Eukaryota, Metazoa, Chordata, Actinopteri, Cypriniformes, Cyprinidae. The record is from RefSeq and is a predicted model, not a curated record. The transcript has a single exon. Bases 39 to 320 code for a protein of 93 amino acids.